UGUGCCAACCUGAAAGCCGCCAUCGCCGACGCCGAGGAGCGCGGGGAGCUCACCCUGAAGGACGCGCGGGCCAAGCUGGCCGAGCUGGAGGAUGCCCUGCAACAAGCCAAGGCAGACCUGGCCCGCCAGCUCCGCGAGUACCAGGAGCUGAUGAACGUCAAGCUGGCCCUGGACAUCGAGAUCGCGACCUACAGGAAGCUGCUGGAGGGGGAGGAGUGCAGGCUGGCCGGAGACGGCGUCCCCGUGAAUAUCUCCGUCACCAGGACGACCGUGGGGUCGGGGUACGGCGCGGGGAGCAACCUGAGCGUGGCCGGGGGGAUCUGCAACCCCGGCAGCGCCUUCGGCGGCCCCGGCGGGGUCAGCGCAGCCCUCGGCGCCGGCAGCAGCUCCAGCGUCAAGUUCGUCUCCACCUCCUCCACCAGAAGAAGCUACAGGAGCUAA
Molecule: messenger RNA, 441 nt
Organism: Empidonax traillii (willow flycatcher)
Lineage: Eukaryota; Metazoa; Chordata; Aves; Passeriformes; Tyrannidae
Product: keratin, type II cytoskeletal 59 kDa, component IV-like
Exons: 3
Biological process (GO): keratinization; intermediate filament organization
Cellular component (GO): keratin filament
Molecular function (GO): structural constituent of skin epidermis
Source: RefSeq, a predicted model, not a curated record